Molecule: messenger RNA, 3267 nt
Organism: Dichomitus squalens LYAD-421 SS1
Lineage: Eukaryota; Fungi; Basidiomycota; Agaricomycetes; Polyporales; Polyporaceae
Exons: 10
Coding region: 158-2902 (914 amino acids)
Biological process (GO): transmembrane transport
Molecular function (GO): transmembrane transporter activity
Source: RefSeq, a predicted model, not a curated record
CUUCGUCGUCGACUUAGCGAUUAUCGCACACGUUUGCUCUUCUCGAAUCUGUUUCAGGUCCGCUUGUUCCGCAAGCCCCCAAGUAGUACCAGUAUUUGUGCAAGCGAGCAUCCUCAUUUCCCCGGACCUCACUCCCCCGUCUUCGAAUGAGACCGCUAUGGAUACGCCCCCGAACGUGAACGGUAGCGGCGGUUCGGACCCGGCCUCUGCCCAGCCCGACACUCGCCCGCCCGGUGGCACACGCCGGUCGGGCAACAAGACGCCACGCAGGGUCCAAUGGAUCUUUGAAGAGGGACAGGCCACGACGUCCCCGAGGGCUUUGGAUGAACACGGUUUGGACCCCGAAGCGUUUGAGACCCUCACUCAUGCGCUUGAACGCCAUCGGUCCUCGUCAAUCGACGGAGGGCAUAUCACACCGCCCUUAUCCAACAGGCUCUCGACCGCCAUGUCCCCAGGCACAUCUCUGCCUUCUUCCCCCACCACGGAGGCCCCUUCGCUCCACAACGUGCCUGGCGAGGCGUUCAUCGACGGGAACGAAACCGCCGGCCUCCCGGGACGCGACAUCGAGCAGUACUCCCAAGCGCAGGCGCAGAAGGUCCUCCGCGCGCACAAGUAUAACUUCUUCAAGUCCAGAGGCAAGCAUCGCCACCGCCGCUCGGAGUCCCAGCCGGACGCGCGCGAGGAGUACGAGGACAAGGGGAAGAAGUCGCGCAGGGGCUUCUUCCGGGACCGCGGCACGUCGAGCGACGUCGAGAAGACCGCGGAGGCGCGUGGCGCGACGACACCGAGGACCUCUCAGCCGACGGGCGUGCUCUCCACGCUGCUGUCCAUGUACGAGCACACGUCCGGCCUGACGUCGCGCUCGUCGUUCGACGACUCCCGCACGGCGUCCCUGUACAACGGGCCGUCCUCGGCGACGUCGUCUGCUAUCGCCAUGCCUCCGCCGCCCGCCCCCGCGCGCACCGAGGGCUACUUCCCCCCUCAACCUCAACCUCAAGCGAGCACGUCGACGGCGUCUCUGCGCCCGCCUAACCACCCGUGGACACGGGUCCCGUUCGGGAACGGCAGACCACCGAAGUCGCGCGGUGGCGCGGGCGUGUUUGGCCCUCUCAUCGCUGGCACGGGCAACAUCACUGGCGUCGCCGCGCCCGUGUCCGCCACCGUCGCGCCCGACCUCAAGCGGCCUGGCUAUCAUCUCUCCCGGUACUCUCUUGACGAGGGCAAGGUGCCGCGGGUCGGCGCGGCUGGGGCUGGGGAGCGCAAGUCCUUGACACGCUCGCGCAGCGUGCACUCUCUUCGUUCGCCCGUGGCCUCGGGCCCGCCUACGCCCGGCAGCGAAGAGACGGUGUCGCCGCAGCACUCGACCGGGGGCUCCCAGUCGCCCACCGCCACGAACAAGCGGUGGAGCGGGGUGCUCAAGGACCUCCCGAAGUUCAGCGGCCGGUGGACGCCGAGCACGGUGCCGAGCACGCCUGCGACGGACGUCGGCGUGGACGAGUGGCACGAGAGCGCCGCCGAGGAGAAAAAGGAGAAGCGGCGGAAGCGCAAGAAGGCGGAGAUAUGGAUCACGCGGCACGUCGCGGAGAUCGUGUGCAGGCAGGAGUUCAUCCUGAAGCUCACGCGGGCGAUGAUGAUGUUCGGCGGGCCCACGCACCGGCUGCAGGCGCAGAUCAAGGCGACCGCGAAGGUGCUCGACAUCGAGCUGUCGUGCAUGUACCUCCCGGACAUGAUGCUCAUCUCGUUCGACGACGCCGCGACGGGCACGAGCAACAUCAAGUUCAUCCGCCAGGGCAGCGCGCUCGAUAUCGGGAAGCUGCAGGAGGCGCACGAGCUGUAUUGGAAGGUCAUCCAUGACGACAUCUCGGUCAAGGAUGCGUCCGUCGAGCUGGACGAGCUGAUGCGCCGCCGGCCUUUGUACAGGAACUGGCAGAUCGUGCUUAUCGGUGGCGCGUGCUCGGCCUCUAUAUGCAGCGUCAGCUUCAACGGCUCGUUCAUCGACUCCUUGGUGUCGUUCCCCCUCGGCUGUCUCCUCAUCUUGAUCCAAUUCUUCGCCGCUCGUAACGAGCUGUACUCCAAUAUCUUUGAGAUCACUGUCGCCACGUUCUUCAGCUUCAUCGCCGCCGCUCUGUCCUCUCUGCCGUUCUUCUGCUACUCCGCGAUUGCAUCGAGCUCCGUCGUACUCAUCCUCCCCGGCUUCAUCGUCCUCUGCGGGAGCCUGGAGCUUUCGUCGCGCAACAUCGUCUCGGGCGCUGUGCGCGUUUGCUUUGCCUGCAUCUAUUCAUUGUUCUUGGGGUUCGGGCUUGCGAUCGGCGCCACCGCAUACUCGAAACUCACGAACCGUACUAUCGCCGGCUCGGACGACCUCACGUGCGGCUUAAGCCACGAUCCUAAUGGACCGUGGUGGCAGCGCACGCCGUCUCUGUGGUGGGCGUUCUUGACCGUCCCUGCAUACUCGCUGUUCUUAAGCUUGAGGCAGCACACCCCGUGGAACCGCCGGGAACUGUACCUCCUCGUUGUGAUCUCCUGCAUCGGGUGGGUGACGAACCACUUCACCGGGACGCGCUUCCGGAACCGGAACGACAUCUCGGCCGCGGUGGGCGCGCUGGCCGUCGGCCUCGUCUCGAACCUGUACGGCCGGUUCUUCUACGGCAGCGCCUUCGUCGUAAUGAUCACGGGCAUCCUGUUCCAGCUGCCGUCGGGGCUCGCGAACGGCGGGCUGUUCACGUUCGUGCAGCAGCAGACGAACGGGUCGUCCACGAACGAGUCGUACCUCUCCGGGUUCCAGACGGCGCUCCAGCUCAUCUCGGUGUCGAUCGGGCUGACCGUCGGCCUGGGCAUCUCGCUCGUGCUCGUGCACCCCAUCCCGUCGAGGCGGCGCGCCGCCGGUCUGUUCACGCUGUGAGCUGGCCUGCGCGCGUGCCGGUUUCUUUCUUUCUCCUCAUCCUCAUCCAUCCGCGUUCAUGGACAUAAGUUGGUAACUGGUCUCCUGGUGGGGCAGGGAGCGCGGCGGAUGCUCGCCGCCCGUAGUUCCGCUUCACGUCCACUCAUUCAUCUCAUCUAAUCUCCAACUCUCCUCUGCAGUACUCACGACGGACAUGAGUACACGAGUACCUCCCGUUCUCCUCGGUCACAGUCACACAUAGAUAUUUUGCUUCUCAUGCGCACUCGGUUUCACGAUCGGCACGACGGACCCACGAUUUAAACAUUGCACUUCAUGAUAGAUAGAUAGCUCGAUAGACAGAUACGUAGAUAAACAGAGAAUCCCGC